AUGGAGGCAAAGGAUGAGAUUCAUGACUUACUAACUCUGAUGAACCCACCACCACCUCCUCCUCCUCCUUAUCCUCGUCAUCCCAACUCUUCUCUCUUCUCUCCUUGUCCCUCCCACUUCCCUUUCAAUAACCUGCCCCCCUCUAUCUGGCCUUCGUCCCACCAAAUUCCUACCCAUUCUCAGCCCCCUGCCACCCCCCACGCCUGCCGCGCUUCUUCUUCAACCGCAGCUGCAACUCGCAGCUUCCAAUGCUUUUACUGCUCCCGCAAAUUCAACAGCUACCAAGCCCUCGGCGGCCACCAAAGCGCCCACAAGUCGGAGAGAGCCGCUGCUCGCAGGUCUUUUGUAGGCGCCCACAAGUCGGAGAGAGCCGCUCCUCGCCAUCCUCAUCAUGUCCCUACUUUCAACGUCCCACCUGCCCCUUCUCAGUAUCAGAUCAUGCCCAUCAACGUGCCACGUCAGCCUCAUGACGUUGAUGACCAUGCUCAACAUUAUUCGUAUGGGCCUCACCAAUACCAUCAGCUCCAGCAGAGCCACCACCAGCAGCAGCCAGAGGCAGCCGUACGCGACAGCAGCAGCAGCUUUUUAAUAGAGACGGGGCAUAUUAUGCAGCAGGACAACGAGCCACCUAAGUACUCUUGGGCGAUGGACCUCUCCAACAUCAGCACUACUAACUACCACCCCCACCACCUCAUCCCCGCCGCCGCCUCCACUUACUCUCUUCCCCAGAUGAUUCACGGCCCCACCACCAUUCAACUGCCUCAACCCCUCUUCUCAUCUGCACCUCCUUCUUCCCACACCCAUCAAUAUUAUCAUGGCCAUCCUCAGAAUGCCACCGCCGCUCAUUCUCCUGUUGACAACGACACUCCUCACAGCCUUGACCUCUCCCUCCACCUUUAA
Pyrus x bretschneideri (Chinese white pear) is the source of this 900-nucleotide messenger RNA. Its product is annotated as extensin-like. Bases 1 to 900 code for a protein of 299 amino acids. Lineage: Eukaryota; Viridiplantae; Streptophyta; Magnoliopsida; Rosales; Rosaceae. The record is from RefSeq and is a predicted model, not a curated record. Gene Ontology annotation, molecular function: DNA-binding transcription factor activity. The transcript has a single exon.